AUGUUUAUUAUAAAGGUAAACUCGGCAUGGAAUAGGGAUCAAGAACAUCAUCAUAACGAAUCAGAGUGGAAGGAGCACCUCCUAAUCAACAUGAAUUCAUCCAGUUGUGCCAUCAUUACUUUUCUGCUACUCUUUAUCGGAUGUUCUUCAAGGCCACUCUACCCGCUUCCAAGUCACGAUGAAAAGACGAAAAUGCCCCUACAAACUUUUCGUCCAUUUAACGUUGCACAUCGGGGUUCAAAUGGAGAACUCCCAGAAGAAACUGCUCCUUCUUACUUGAGGGCAAUUGAAGAAGGAACAGACUUCAUAGAAACAGAUAUUUUAGUUAGCAAAGAUGGUGUUCUUAUGUGUCACCAUGAUGUUAUUCUUGAUGACACAACCGAUGUUUUAGAUCAUAUACAGUUUGCAGAUAGAAAAAGAACCUAUGAAGUUGAAGGAGCUAACAUGACUGGAUUGUUCAUAUUUGAUUUUACAUUAGAAGAACUAAAAACAUUGAGGGCAAAACAGAGGUUUUCAUUUCGUGAUCAGCAAUAUAAUGGUAAGUUUCCCAUUAUAACCUUCGAAGAGUACAUUCAAAUUGCAAUAAAUGCACCGAGGGUUGUUGGAAUAUAUCCUGAAAUUAAAAACCCUGUUUUGAUGAACCAACAUGUGAAAUGGCCAAAAGGGAAAAGAUUUGAAGAUGUUUUUGUGGAAAUUCUUAAGAAGUAUGGAUAUAAAGGUUCUUAUAUGUCAAAAGAAUGGCUUAAACAGCCUUGUUUUAUUCAGUCGUUUGCCCCAUCAUCACUUGUUCAUAUCCACAACAAAACCGAUCUACCAAAGAUUUUUCUCAUUGAUGACGUGGACGUAAGAACCCAGGACACAAAUCAGACGUAUCAGGAAAUCACUUCCGAUCGUUAUUUCAACUAUAUCAGGGAAUUUGUCGUCGGAAUUGGCCCAUGGAAGGAUACGAUUGUUCCCGUGAUAGAUAACUACAUCGAAACGCCGACUGAUCUCGUGGAUAGAGCACACGCAUAUAAUCUACAGGUGCACCCAUACACAUUUCGCAACGAAAACAAGUACUUGCAUUUCAAUUUCUCCGAAGAUCCGUAUAUUGAAUACGAUUACUGGAUAAACACCAUUGGAGUCGACGGCCUUUUUACCGAUUUCACCGGCAGCCUCCACCGUUACCAGGAGUGGACCUGCCCCAGUUCUUCCGAUAACCGCGACGCCACCAAACUAUUACAAAAGAUUUCUUCCAUGAUCGUAAAAUACGAGCUGCCUAGGAGAACAUAGUUUCAAAAUUCAAAUCUGUUUUUUUAUUGAACAUUAGUCGUCACUCGUAAGUAAACAGAUUGGUUUAAUUUCUUUCUCUUUGGUUUUUCUCUUGAAAAUUGAAAUGUAAUUCAUGAGUAUCGAUUGUUUUAUGAAAUUACUUUACUACCCCGUACCAGGUAGUGGUAGUUGAGGAUUAGGAAAUUAAGAUUUAUAAAAAUAUAGGGUUGGUGUGGUGUUACUUAACAAUCUCCUAAUCAUAAGUCAUUCUUUUGAUUUUUCGACAUAA
Molecule: messenger RNA, 1540 nt
Organism: Lactuca saligna
Lineage: Eukaryota; Viridiplantae; Streptophyta; Magnoliopsida; Asterales; Asteraceae
Source: the annotation of a GenBank genome assembly